UUACGGUGUGGAGAAUCCUACCUAAUCUUAGGGGGCAACAUGUCUGUUGGGUAAACCUGGCUGAAUUUGUUAUAUUUUAUUACAGAUAGCGCCCAGGGGACGUCUGAGCUGAUGAAUGUACAUGUAUCCAUGAUCCUAUCAAGUAUACCGCCUUGUCACCCACAAAGCCAGGCAUAGUCAUUCUGUUCACCCUGGGUAUUCUGUGCCCCAGCUCCUACCACCCCCAAGCGUCCACGGCUCAUGAGUUCAUGCCCAGCAUGGCCCAGAGAUCCGUCACAGGCGCUCGCUUCUACACGGCCACCCCCAACGUUCAGAACUGGCGACCCCCAUGGGCCUGGUGCCGCCUCGUCCUCUCCUUCUUGGCCUGUCUCUUCCUCAUGCUCUCCUCGUUCCUCUUGCGCUGCGCCAUCUCCUCACGCUUGGCCUUGGCCUUGCGGGCGCCCUCGCGCGAGUACGGGACCACGUUGCCGUCGGCGUCGGUCAUGGCGGGCUGGUCGAGGGGCGGGCGCACAUUCUGACGCUUGGCGGGGGCGAUGAUGUUGGCCCAGACCUGGCCGUCUGUGUCUGCGGGAUUGACAACGUCCCUCUGGGCGUUUGUAUUGGUGGUUGGGUGGCUGCCAGCAGCGAGUGUGAAGCCAACGAGGGCAAAGACGGAAAAGAGGGACAGCUGCAUAGUGAGGGAUGGCGGUUGUCAAUACAGUGGAAUCGAUGAAGGAGAGGCAAGAAGGAAACGUCGCCGGCGACACAGAGGAGAGAAUGGAGACAAGGUCGGUUGCUGAUGGUGAAUUAGCUGGAUGCUGGGUGGAUGAGGAGUGACCACUCUUAUACGCGGCGCUCAGAUGGCUACGAAGCGCUAAGGAGGCCUCACUUGAGACGAAUCUUCCAUGCCGCAAAACAUAUUGGGGUGCAGAGCCGCGACGAAACUGGCCCAGGUCGUCGCAGUGGU
This is a messenger RNA of Emericellopsis atlantica, 946 nucleotides long. RefSeq lists its product as uncharacterized. The record is from RefSeq and is a predicted model, not a curated record. The coding region runs from base 329 to 712 and encodes 127 amino acids. NCBI's taxonomy places the organism in Eukaryota, Fungi, Ascomycota, Sordariomycetes, Hypocreales, Bionectriaceae. The transcript is spliced from 2 exons.